Molecule: messenger RNA, 13654 nt
Organism: Bactrocera neohumeralis
Lineage: Eukaryota; Metazoa; Arthropoda; Insecta; Diptera; Tephritidae
Exons: 1
Coding region: 716-1483 (255 amino acids)
Source: RefSeq, a predicted model, not a curated record
ACGAGAGCAGUUCGCAACAGCGGGUAGAACAAACGGUCCAAUAACAGUUCAACAACAACGCACUAGGGCAAACAGCACUUGCUGCAAGCAAGCAAGCAGAAGUGCAGGCCGAGAGCGCAAAUUGGGAGCAUCAAGGCAAAGUAGCUGAAGUAAAGUGCUUCUGAAAAAAUUAAGUUAUAAAGUUAAACAAAGUGCGAAAUAAAAUAAAAUAGUUACGUGUUAGUGGUGUAAACAACGGGCUUGUUGUGCAAAUAAAGGCAAUAACAAUAACAAAUGUGGUGCAAAAUUAAAACACGGCAAAUUUGACUCCAGAUACAGACAAUAUUUUGUGGCUUCGACAGAAAAAAAGUCGCGAAAAUCUACAAAGCAACAUAUUUGAAAUGCAUAGAAUAGUUUUAGGUAGCGUUUGAGAAGUAGAAAGCGUUGCCACUUAGUAAGCGCUGGAGCUUACAAACACCUCUGCCGUGAAACCUUUUUCUUAUGCUUAGCGGUUGUGUGUGUGUAUUUGAUGGUUUUGUAAACGCACUACUUUCGCAAGUAAAUAUUUGAAAGGCAACGUAAACAUUACGGACAGCAGAAUCAUUGUUAACGCAACUAUUGUGGCGACAGCGGCAGCGGCAGCACAGCCAGCCACACCAUAAGCAGCAGGAAAGGCGCCUACAACCACAACGCAGGCAACAACGACGGCAGCGACGAUAACAACCGACGCUUAAAAAUGUCAACACUUCCGUUUUUGUUGAGCGUCGCCGAUGAGCUCGAUAACCUCAACUCACAGUCGUACAUGGACGACUUCGGGCUGGGCUUCCAUCCGCAUCGCCAAUACUAUCGCACGCCCACCAUACAAUUGUCCUUGCCCGCCAGCACCGACUGGAUGGAGCACGAGCGUUCGCAACGCUGUCGCUCACACAAAUUCGUCUUCGAAACACAAAACAAUCUAACCGCCACAGCGGAGGGCGACGAAACGGACGCCACCGAUGAGGCUGGCAAUGGCGGUGGACGCAGUGGUGCUGGUGGUGCGCUGGAUGCUGGCGCCGGUGGUAUGGGCACAGAUAAUGCGUACACCGAGCGCUAUGGCAGCGGCGCAAGCACUUCGGCCGCCAGUCGCCAAAAGUAUACGUCGCUGCUGAAUUCCAAUGAUGAAGAUGGCAAUGGUAAGGGCGGCAGCGUUGGUAAGCGCAAUGAAGCUGACAGCAUCGACAAUACGGUGCAAAUGUAUAAUUUGUCGAAGAAGUGUUGCAAGAAUUACUAUCGACGUGGUGACGAACCGACAUCCGGCGCCUUGGCGGCCAAAGGGAAAUCCGCUGAAGGCGGCUAUCGUUUGCAUGCCAAGUGCAUGGAGGGCGCCAACUCGUCGUCGGACGAGAGUUUGCAGAAGCCCACAUCAUCCAUUGAGUUUUUGACGUGCUUCCUGGUGAAAAAGUCGCGCACACCCAAAGGUGCGGGCAUCAGCGGCGGCAGCGGUAGCGGCAAGAAAUCAUCGUAGGACACGGUUACGAAGCGUCGCAGUCAUUGUUUCUGAAUGUGUUGUUGGGGGGUGGAGGAUGUGCAGGAGGGCGCUGUGGCGAGACGCAGUUGCGGGGCUUGGUUGGGUUGUUGGCGCAGCACUUGCUGCGGUGAGCUUGAAAGUCAAUGAAGUAAUGGCAGCUGAGGUCAGGUGAAGGCGAGGCGAAUGUGGCGAGAUUGACGAUUGGCGUUAGACGACUGCCGAUUUACGCAGUCAGGCGGUUGUAAUGCAGCACAACAACAAUACAUAGCGGCAACAACAAGCUGCUGUACUUUCACACUUUGUUUGGCAAUGAGUUGGCGAAGCUGUCAAGGGUAAACUGCAAGGACUUCGAGUUGCUGGCGCGCCUUGUGGGAUUAUUGCAACAAAGCGUUGUUGCCGCUCUUGUUGGCGUAGGAAAUGCGUAGUAACAACGUGCAAAAAGGCGAUUUCCAUACAUUUGUAAUGAAAGUGUAACAUGCAGACGCAAGUAAUUUAUAAAAUUUGCAAGCCAUACAUACGUAUAAGCCUGUACUUGACACACAUACAGACAUAUGUAUACUCCCAUAUAGUAAAUAAAAAAUGAAAAUAAAACUAGCUGUAAGUGCAAUUAUUAAAAAACAAAUGAACUUAUGUUAAAUCAAAAAAUGAACCAAACAUAAACAUAACAGUAACUAUAACGGUAAUGCAUGUUAAAUGAAUGUGGAAGCAAAAUAUUCAAUUGGUGCCUAAAUGUUAGUUUCGUAGUGUAGAAAAAAUCCAUAUUGGCAGCAGCAAAUUAACAGUUAGCCAUUGGCUCAGCGGUUUUUUCGUAAGUCUCGUAAAUUUCAAGAUUUCAAGCCGCAAAUGCUUAGCGUAUAUAUUUGUAAGAGUUCUUAGUGGCAGUAACUCUGAAGAAUGUUUGCAAAAGACAUCCGUUGCACAUUUUCAGUUAUAUCUAAUGCGUGUGUUAUCGGUGAGGCGGUGUUUUGGUGAACUAUGACACAAAUUUUUGAAAUACAAUUUGGUGGCAUUUAAACUUUAUUUAUUUCUUUUUCGUUUUUUCUUUAAUAAAUAUAUUUCCAAUGAAGUUUUGUGCGUACCAAACCAUGAACAGUUGAAAGUUUGAAGAGCUCUUAUGCAUUGUGCAAUAGAACGCAAAAUAUUCAAUUCUUCAUCAAUAUUUUUUUGUCGUUUAAAGUAACCUCCACCAAAUGUAAUACACUUAUUCCAACGAUUUUUCGGGAUUGCCUUAAGCUCCUUUAGUGAAUUUUGUUUUAUCUCUUCGAUCGACUGAAAUCGGGUUCCAUUGCGAUGAUUAAGUCAACAGUCAUGUGAAACUCUUAAUUUCGGAAUUCGCACAAUAAAGCAUGUCCACAGAGAGCAGUUAACGGUACCCUUUUUGAAAAAAGUUCAGCUUUAUCAGGACGAGUCGAGCAAGAAUGCGUUUCAUACCUAGAAUAUGCACCAAAAUCAUUCGAACGGACUCGUGAGAGAUGUCGAGCUCUCUUGCCAUCUCUCUAACACUUGUCUGACGAUUCCAACGCACGAUAUUCUCUACUUUUUUAUUAUAUUCAUCAGUUGACGAGGUAGAAGACCGUCCGGGACGAGGCAUGUCUUCAACGAUCUCUCGACUGACUUAAGCAGCUGCCGUAAAAAGGACAGCCCUACCAACUUAGCAAAAUACAAUUUUUUUUAAAUAUCAUUUACCCGAGGAAUUUAAUUACUAUUUCCGGGUGCCUUUUUUGUAAUGUAAGCUAGUUUUUGGUUUGAUGUGUUUAGUUGUCUGGGAGAAUAAUAAAGCAGCCAAUCCGUAAUAAUUUGUCCAAUGCUUGUUGGAGCAAUAACUUGUCGCCUUGGUAACGAGAUCCCUAGUGAAGUUUUCAAAUUAUCUUCCGGCUUUUAAUUCGUAUUAUUCUUAAGAAGGCUAGCCUUCCUAUUUUAUAGGUCGUAGCAUCUCUUUCAACCAUUACGCCUCCCCAUGUUGCUUUACAGUUUAUGAUAUACUAAGUAUGUUCUUUGAGGAUGGCUAGGCUAUCCGCAGCGUCAAUACUAAGUCUCAUAUUUUUACGUUAUGCAAGCAGCCAAUAAUAGCAGGUAAAUCGGUUAAUAUAAACUGUGUACACCUUCAUAUAGGAAAAUAAGGAAAUUAGAAGCGUUAUGUUGAAGAAAUGGCUCCCAAAGGAAAGAGAACUCAAUAACAUUUUGGAGUUUCAUCUUAGGGCACAUAUCCUUAAGUUCCAACCUUCGGAAAAUGGAAAAAGUCGCAGAACAUGCGCGGAAGAUAAUGAAACGCUGGAACAAUAUCCAGCAAAUCCACUGAGUUGCAGGAUAAGGCUUAAUUUGGUUACCAUCCCAGUGUACAAUGGGCCUGUUGAUGGCCUAAAUGCGGCCGUUUGGCGCUCCAUUUCAAACAAAUCAAACCAUGCUCAUUGGAUUAAGCCCUUCGUUAGUUUUUUCAAAACUUUUUAUCUUUCAGUGCUGCCAUAAAUUUGGUAAAGAAAAUAUUUUUUCUAAAAAAUCCUUUCUUUAUUUUCCUUAGAGAAUUCUAAGGCAAAAUUUCCAGUUUUUUCAAUAAUAAGUGACUUGUAUGAGUUCAGCCUCUUCAGCCUCUUUGUGUCGUUAUUAGAAGGAUUUUCUUUUGUAAUGUACUUCAUGCUGAUAAGUCUAUUAGAGAGUUUUUUCGACCAUCCAAACUGAUCGAUCGGAAGUCGGCGAGAUAUCUCGCCGAUGUUUGGUAUGAUGCAAUCUACGAAAAUUGUUCAAAUCGAAUCACUUUAGCACUUAUGUAGCUACCAUACAAACUGUUUAAAAGUAUAUUAGCUGGAUAACCUGAUAUUUCUAUAUGGAAUAAAUAUUGUUCUAAAUUUAUAAGCUCCAUUUUUUUCUGAGUUCUUUGAAAAUACAAUAUUUAUCCGAAACGAUAUAUUUUUUGCUUUUUACCAUACUUUUGAUUUUGACAUAUGUAUUCUUGAAUAUACAAAUAUAUUUUUUAAAUGUAAAAUAAUUUUUGCAGCUUCAUUCUUAUUAGAAUAAUAUUGCUAUUGUCGCCUUAAUUGUUUUCCAUUAAGUUGGUAAUUAAAUACAUAGACCCAGAGCUGUCGUAUGCCACAUCGCAUUUACAGGGAUGAGUUCUUCCACACUUAUGCUUGUGUAUUUAUUCGUGUCGUACUCGUUAAAUGAAUUUUCAUCAGACUGGAAAUUUCAACCGCAUAUAAGUGAAGUUUGGUAUUAGAGAAAAAUCAUACUAAUUUUUAUCAUAAUUUUUGUUAAUUUAGGUCGACGAAUACUGAAUUGUUAGGAGCUUAGACCACAAAUAUACAUAUGUGGCGCAUAUAAACAUGUUCGUAUGUGUUUAAAUCUACAAGGUCUGUCGCAAAAGAAACAGGACUGUUAAAAAAAACAACAAAAAAAUAAUAUUUUUCAAAAGUUAUAUCUUUUUAUUCAAAGUAGUUUCUUUGUGCUUCGAUACAGCGUUUUGCCCGGUCAAUUAGCAUUUCAAAUGAGUGUUUAAGGUCAUUUUUAUAUUGAUUGAUAUUUUUACUUAUAAACUGUUUGAAUAAAGUCAUCCAAGAUCUAUAGCUAAAAAUAUCAAGCUUUUCAGAGUUCAUUCGUCAAAUCAGAUAUGUAUUUUUUUCUCAAUCUUUUUAAAGAUCUCAAUUUCUGGAAAAAAAAAUCGCUGUCUGGCUUCUUACUAAGACGAUUCCGAGAGCAAUUAUUUGUUUAACUUCUUUUUUUGUCGAACUUGUUUAUAUCAGUCUCAAUAUGAUUAGAUUAAGUAAUGCUUCAGGGUCUAAUUUACCUUAAAUAGUGAACUGCACCCAAGCCGAAAGCAUAAGAGUUUAUUUAUGAAUUUUCACGCCUGAUAUACUACUUAUGAAAGGUUUUAUGGUUCUCAGUAAUACCAUUUCGUACUUGAUUAUAGCACCACUGUACUAUUAGAUCUUCGAAGCAAAACUUAUAUAAGAAUUCAAUUUAUAAGGCAAUUACGAUCAUUAUAAUACGCGUCGUUAUCGCAGGACUGUAUUAGAUCUUCGAAGCAACAAUUCCAUAAUGCUCUAAUUUACAAGGCUUUCCGAAGAUUAGUUUCUGAGUCAUGGAGCUUAAAUUAUGCUAUGUCGAUAUAUGUAUCUAGAAGGAUGUAUUUGGUUUUUCAAAAUUUGAUUGACUUCAAACAUUUUAUUACAGUAUUAAUGCUUUAAAGAAUUUGCGAUGCUGUGUGCGGGUAACAAGAAGUGAUGUUUGAAAGAAAUUUCCUGUGUAUUGUUUACUACGACCACGAAACAUAAUUUUUCAGCAAAUCGUGUUGUUGUUGUUAUUGUUAUUAAUUUAUAAUUUGAACUCAUAUAAGCAACGGAGAAGACUUCGGCGUAUUAUGUCUCAAUUAUUGUGCACUUCGCUUUUCUUUUCUUAUAGUAUUUAUGGUUAACCGCUUGAAGUAACAAGAAAAAAUAAUGAAAUGCCAGUUAAAUAAUAAACCGAGAUAUGCAUAUUUGACAUGCUACAGUUUUUAAUACAUAAAACAACUAAAUAAAAAUAAAAUAAUUACAAUAAAAAAGAUAAUUUUUGUACCUUCUUUUAUACCAAGAACCAGAUACAUGUGUUUUUAUACCAACAAAUAAGAGAAUUUAGAGCAAACAAUUGCGUCGUAGAUUUAAGGCGCAAAGUCAAGUUUAAGUGCACUCAAUGAAAAAAAUAAAUAUUAAUUCUUAUAUGUAUAAAUAAGCAAAUAAAAUAAUGACAGCAUAUAAGUACAUAUAUAUGUAUGUAUAUGUAAUCAAAGCGUUGCAGUAGUUGAAAUGCUUAGAAAUUAGGGUCAAUGUAAGCGAGCAUUAAUAUUAAGCUUGAAUCUGCAAAGGACAGCAGACAUAACGGUGUAUAUGCAUGUGCAAUUGCAAAGAAAUAUAUAUGUAUAUUAUAUAUAGACAAAAGGAUUUAAACAAUGAAGAUCUAACUGGCACAUUGCAUUGCUUUGAGGGAAAGGCGGGAGCAAGGAUGUGUAUUUAGAAAGGCAGUUGAAGGCAAGGCAUGAGCCGCCAACCUUGUUCCCUUUAAAGGAUUCGUAGACAUGUUAUGUUCAUAUGUAUGUGUAAUUGUAUAUGUAUGUGUUAUUAUAUAUGUAUAUAUAUUUGUAUUUAUAUAUAUAAUUGUAUAUAUGUAUAUUAGUGUGUAUGUGUUUAUAUGUGUAAUUGUAUGCAACGAAUAAUGCUGUAACGGUAAUUGUAGCGGUAAUCGCAUGACUCGUUGCAAGACGACGCAAUCUUUAACAGUUGUGCAAAAACAACAACAAAUACAACUAUUGUGCAAAAAGUAGCGCCAAGUGGUGUUUCAACUGAAAAGCUCCGCUAUUAGACAGUCAGAGAGUCAUUAAGGCGAAAGCCUUACAACGUUUGACAUUUGUUUGAUUUAAUGGCAGCGAAAUUGCGAUUUGACGAAAUCAAUUUCGUGCACUCAAGCGAAAAUUUUUACGUUCAUGCAUGCACAAACACACAUAUGUAUGUAUGUAUGUAUGGAUUUUAAAAAUAUUACAUUUGUUGUUGUUUUUAUUUGCGCAUGCAGUCAAGCGCUGCAACUCAAGCGAGCGAAUCAAACGGAAUGCAAUCGAGCGCGUUGUGGUGACAUGGAAUCGAUGUCACUAUUUUGUAAACAAACACACACAUAUACACGCAUACACAUGCAUGCACAUAUGCAUGUUAGUAAUUUAUGAACUGAGGCAAUGCAUAAUAAAUAAAUGCUCUAAAUAAAGUGAAUUAAGUAAAUAGACUAAAUCAAAGUGAAAUUGCAAAGCAAUAACUAACAACAACAAAAACAAAAGCAAAAGCAAAAUCAAAUGCCGACAAGUCAUAUAUUUAUAUCAAAAAGCCAAGAAGCACGCCACUCACAUUUAUACAGAGUGUAAACACAUACACAUAUACAUGUAAUACAGUUAGUCACCCAUACUAGCAGUGAAGGCUUUCAGGCAAACAAGUCAGUGGAAAACCAAAACAAAAGCGCUUAAAGCCGGCUUAUCACGGCAGCAAAAACACACAGUUAUGGUAAAUGAGACAAAACGUAAUAAAAAGCAGAAAAACAGAGAAAAAAAACAAAUGUAAACAAGUAAUAAAAGCAAUGCAGAUAAUGUUAGGGAAAAUGCUUCGGAGCCUAUUGAAAUAUUUAAGCAAAUAAAGUGGAUUUAUGGCGAAACAAAGUGAAGCAAAGCGCAAAGCGCAAAGAGAGAAAAACACAAAACAAAAUAAUGACAGAAUAUACCAAAAAAUAUUAAUAAGUAAUAAUAAUGAAGUAAACAUAGGCAAUACAAUGUUUGACAGGAUUUGCCAGGAAUUCCUUUUGACAAAAUGGCAUUACAGCAAUUAGUAAAGUGAAUAUAAAUAUUAUAUUUUGCAAGGAAAUACUAAAAAAUACUUUUGCGUCAGCGAGAAAUUAAUAAUAAUGCGGCAUAUGUAAAAAAAUAGACAUAUAUAUGAUAUAUAUGUAUAUGGCUGUACAUUAGGGUGAGCCAGAAACUCAAUUAAAAGAUCAAAUUGAGGGAGCAAAUUUGAUGAAAACGAAACUACAACAAAUAAACACAACUUGACAAAAGAUGUCAGACACUUUUUCGCUAAAAGACAAUUACAAUACUUUUGAUUUAAAAUGAAGAACAGAAAUAUAAGAUUUUUUUUAUUGUUUUUGGAUUAACAUCUAAAAGGAAACGUCGGAGAUCCUAUAAAGAACAUAUACAUAUAUGAAUGAUCGGAAUGGCGAGCUAAGUCGACUGAGCCAUGUAACAGGCAUUUGAAAAGUCCACGGCCUACCAUCGUUGAACACGUUUCUUUGGCAAAACUCGUUUUUUUUAUUCAACAUAGUUUCCUUUAAGGGUGAUACGCUGAUUGUAGCGACCCUUAAACUUUUCGAUACCAUUUUUGUUGUACGAUUUGCUCUUUGCUUCGUAAUAGGCCUCAGUUUCGGCGAUCGCACCGCUUCAUGAAAAUUUCUUCACAGCGAGCAUUCUUUUGAGAUCUGAGAAUAUAAAAUAGUCGCUAGAAGCCAGAUCUGGAGAAUACGGUGGAUGUGGAAGCUAUUCGAAGCCCCCAAUACAUGGAUUUCAGCUAUCGUUUUCUCUGACUUAUGACACGGUGAAUUUUUUUAGUGAAACAUCACUUUCUUUUUUUUCAAAUGUUGCCAAUUUUCGUCGAUUUCGCCAUUCGUAUGGUCCAAUAACGCUAUAUAAUAGCCGCUGUUGAUGUAUCUAAAUUUUUCAAGGUAGUCAAUAAAAAUUAUGCCCUGCGCAUCCCAAUAUAUAGACAUUAUAAUCUCGCCAGCUGACUGUUGCGUUUUUUCAUGCUUUUGAGCGGUGUUCUUCGUAUACAGUUCAUUCGAAUGACUGUCAAUUGCACUUCUGAGGGAAAUGAUCGUGCCAUGUUUCAUCCGUUGUCACAUAUCGACGGAAAAACUCGGGUUUAUUACGUUUGAACAUCUCCAAAUACUGUUCUGAAUCAUCAACUCGUUGUUGUUUUUAAUUAAAAGAGAGCUUGCGGUGCACCGACUUUUCACAGAGCUUUCUCAUACCCAAAUAUUCGUGAAUGAUAUGCUAUAUACAUAUGUUUAGUUGUUAUCUUUAGAGUGCCUAUUUCCUCGAAUAACUUCACUUUACGGUCAUUCAAAAUUAUUUUGUGAAUUUUUUUGAUGCUUUCGUCGGUAACAACUUCUUUCGGGCGUUCACUUCGAACACCGUCUUUGGUGCUCAUUUCACCACGUCUAAAAUUGGCAUACGAAUCCUUGAUGGUUAAUUUUUCUGGGGGUUAAUUUUUCUUUCAAGUAGCGUAGAUCGGGGACUUUUCAAUUGACUUGUUAUUUAUUUGGAAAACUCGACACCUAUCAAAAUUUAGCUAAAUUUUUUUUACAGUAAUAUUUUUUUUUCGCACGUAGGUUAUUUUUAACGCCAGAAACUCGAUAGCUUAACCUAUAUAAACUUGUUAGUGUGGCUUAUGGCUCACCCUAAGUUACAUUUUAUGUGUAAUGACAACUGAUGUUGAGGUUGUUUGUGUUGUAAUAAGUUUCAUAUGAAACGUUAACGUUAACAGAAUUUUUUGAAAAUAUAUUAAGCAAAUAUUUAAAAGAUAAUACCAUAGAGUAAUAUAGUAAAUUAGGAAAAACAGCAUAUAAGGAAGCCCACAGAUGAGGAAUAUAAGAAAACCAUUACAUUCCAAGAUAUAUUCAUAUAGGUAUUCAUCGCUCUACGCCAAUAAAGUAGAAGAAAAUACAUCUUUUUCACAUUUUAAGUUGGUGUGGUUCUAAUAAAACAGAAUACUUGGCUUGUGGUUUUAUUAAAAAUAUUAUUUUUUAAGUUUUUCGAAGAAAAAAAUGUAUUUUGGACGGAGUUCUUAACGGCCUAUUCACAAAUUUGCACAGUUGUGACUGAGAGUUUAAUGUACAUUUUCCAAAAAAAAGUCAAAAACUAAAUGAAAAUAGUUUCAAAUUGAAAAAAAAAAUAUUUUUUUAUAAAAGUGUUCCUUUUCUUUAAAAAAAAGUGUCUAAUGAAUUCAACGUUUGUAUCAAAUUUGUAAAAAAUUGUAAACAUUUGGACAGCUGAUUAUUUUUACAAAAAUAUACUUUUCUCCGGAUACACAAAACGAUUUUUUUUUUUCAACGUCGAAACGUUGAAAAGUCAUAACCUCUAAAGUUUUCAUAUAAAAAUACGGUCCAAUAAUUUGUCUCAAAGAAUACAAAAAAAAAAAAUUUCCUAACCAAAAAAAUAUUUGAAUGUAAAUUUUGGAUGGAAUGACCUAUAUAUAUUUUAUUAUCAAAUUACUUUUUAUAAAAUUUGUAAUAAUCUGCGUGCAAAUAUUUGUGUUUACCUAGAAAUUUUAUAUGAAAAAACGGCGAAUAACUUAAUAUGUUAAUUAGUUCAAAAUAUCACAAGAAAACGAUUGUUAUUGGUGAUAAAGCCACUCAUAUCUCUCAUAUCUCAUAUCAUCUUAAGACAUCUAACAUAUACACCGCACAGAAAGACCAUCCAGAUAUAUAAACAUACAUGAAAUGAAAAUAAAAAAAAAAUAAAUUAAAAAAAAAUCUUUUAUUGAAACAAAAAUGAAGAAUCAUAAGAAGAAUAGUUUUCUUGAAACAUUGUUAACAAAUCUUAGUAAAUAAAAUAUCGAUUGUUAAUAAUAGAAAUUUUAGUUUUUAGUAAAAUUUAAUUGCAGCGUAGCAUAAAUAUUUUAGUGCAUAAUUUAGUAAAUAUAUACUUACCAACAUAUAUAUAUAUAUAUAUAUAUGAAUUAAGAACAUUAACAAGUGUCUAUAAAGUAAAACUUCAUUUUAGUAUUCUAAAGUGCAUUCUAAAUAUUUAAUCACAUUUGUAUAGCGAUAUGUAUGUGUUUAUGUAACGGUUUUACUCUUUACAAAAGAAAAACAAAAAAUAAAUUGAUGCGUUAGCAACUUACGAUAGCAGUCGAUUUUCCAAAUAGUUUAUUAAGCUCAACAUAUACACGCAUACAUACUAACUUGAGUAUACUCUAAUGAAAGUAUAGAAAUAUUGAUUUAAAUAUUGCAGUGUUGCAGAUAUUGUGCUAGAUGGUAUGUGUAAACAAAGUAAUCGGUGUAGAGUACUUGCCAACAUUAGGAUUUUUGAUUCGUAGUGUUUAACUAAACACAAGCGUAUAUGUAAGUAAUACAUAAAUAUUGUAUAACAUACAUUGGGGUAUACGUUUUUUUCCGAAGUUAAUUUUUGGUUUUGCAAACGUCAGCUGAAGUUUCAAUUUUGGCCUUGAACAAGAAUGCAAAUCUUUGUGUUUAAAUUAUUUCAAUUUUUGCCUUGAGUAUAGUAAAUUUUGUGACUCUACAACUUUAAAGUAGUGAUAUUUUAACAAAAAAUUGUCCGCUCUACAAAAAAGCUCUUAAUAAUUUUUUCCAUAAAACUACUGCUUUUAGAGUUAUAUACGGUUAAAGUUAUACAUCAAAUCCCAUGACAAAUUCCAGUAUAGUUCACAACUGCAAGAGAGCACUAAGCUCAAUAAAAGACAAGCUCCAGCUAAACUUGAUCUGGGUUCCCGGCCACAGGAACAUUUUCGGUAACGAAAAAGCAGACGAGUUGGCAAAGGCAGGAGCUUUCCUCAAUGAAUCCAAGGCGCGUUCAUACAAGUGAUUUUUACAGGCUACGUUGCUCAUACGACAUGGUGCACUCUAUAAAUGCAUAACUUCAACUGCGUAUAACUUUUAAUGAAAUGUUUUUAUGCAAAAAAUCUAUAAUAUAUUUGUAGAGCCGUAUGUUGUGUAUUUGUAUAUCAACCUUUCAAAGUUGUAUAUUGUCAACUAAAAUACAAAAUAACGUAAUAUCACUUUUCAUAAGCUUACAGGCGAAGGAAAAACGAUAUAAUAGAAAAAACUUAUAUUGAAACAAAAUUUUUAGUAUGAAAUGGUUAUAUAUUAGUUAUAAAGGUUAUAUAUUGGUUACAAAUUGGUUAUAUACUGGUUAUAAAAUUGUUAUAUAUUGGUUACAAAUUGGUUAUAUAUUGGUUAUAAAGUUGUUAUAUAUUGGUUACAAAUUUGUUAUAUAUAGGUUAUAUAUGGGCUAUUUAUUGGUUAUAUAUUGGUUAUAUCUGAGAGUGGAAUAUGAACAUUUUUUGCUACAUAACGAGCUUUUCAUUAAGAACGCUACAAAAGUACAUUCAAUGCCAUUUUCGAUGGUUUUCAAGCAUAAAUCGGCCGACAAUGCUGCAAUUUCACGUUCGACAUUCAUACGCGGUUUAUCAAUCGCCGAUGGCUUGUUGGCAUGGACCAUAGACUUGACGUAGUCUCACAGGAAAUAGUCUAACGCCGACAAAUCGCACGACCGAAGCGGCCAAUCAUUUCGUGAGAUAACACGUUCACCAAACUUGUUUUCAAUAAAUCGAUUUUGACAUUCGCUGUGUGGCUUGUGGCGCCGGCCCAUUGGUACAACAUAUUGUCCAAGUCCAUAUCAUCCAAUUCCGUAGUCAAGCGGCUUCAGUUCUUGCGUCAAUUUCAUCUUGUAAGCAUGUGAGCCAAGAUCUAUUCGCAAAAUUCGCCACCUCGACGUCACAGAGUUGCCCAACACUUGAGAACGAUGUGUGAGAGACAGAUUUGAGUCUUCUUCAAUUGAUGCGCUAGCAGCAGCAAUAUUCUCGACACUACGGCCACUUCUUUGUUUCACUGGAACUGGAACGUUUUGUCGAUGCCUGUGGAAUUGUGGAAUAAUUUUUCCACUUGACGCUCAAUUUUUGAUCUGACAGGACAAUUAUAAUGACUAUAAAUUGAACGUAGCAUUCUUAAAGUUGAGGCCACUGACUCCGAAUUUCGAUAGUAAAUUUUAAUAAUUUCGAACCGUUGUUGGAUCGUAUACGAGUAUCUAUCCAUAAUGAAUUGGAAAACCUUACUGAAGAGAAAUGUCAAAAGAGCGGAAAAAUAUAUGGCGUCUUUUGUCGUCCCUAUCGGUCUACUUUUGUAGUGUUCCUAUUGAAAAUUGAGUUAAAUCUUAUUUGCUUUGGAGAUAAAAAAAUUAAUUGUAGGAUCAAAAAUUCCAUGUAAAUAACUAGGGAAAAGUAAAUUGAUUUGGACACGUUUGUAAUUGAAAAAAAGGAAAAAGUUGUUAACGUUGAGUCCUUUGUUUGGAGCCCAAACUGAAGCCCCAGAGGCGUGCACAAAACUACAAAUCCACAUGGGAAAUAACGUACACUCUAAUGCAUUCACAUAAAGCUAAAUAUUGCUUGUAAAACAAGCAUCUAAAAUUAAUUACUUAAAACUUAAGUCUUUACUUAAACAUAACCUAAGAAAAAUGUUCUCUAGAAUAUAGCACGAAAGUUAGAUAUUUAUUGUAACAACGUCGGCAAAUCUAUUUGAGCGUAAAAAUAUGCAUAUCAAUUAGAAACAUACUUACGAGAAACUUCCACGUUAGAGCCGAAAGGAAGCGCUAAGUUCAUUUUACAUAGAGUUAGAAAGUUCAACUCAUACUUAAGCUAACGCCAUCUACACACAUACAUACAUACAUAUAUAUUAUACGUUUACUCUACUUUACUCAUGUGCACGCAGACAAACACAUAUUUAAUACUAGCGUAAGAGGUACUAAAAGUAACGGUGCACACAUCUACUUAUGUAUAUCAUAUACUCUAUGUUAUCAAUGUAUGCGUUAAGUGACUACAAAGUCGAAAAUAUUGAAAUAAAUACCAAAAAAAAAAUAACGGUAAAAAUAUGGAAAAGGUA